Limulus polyphemus (Atlantic horseshoe crab) is the source of this 4525-nucleotide messenger RNA. RefSeq names its product lysosomal alpha-glucosidase-like. Gene Ontology annotation, biological process: carbohydrate metabolic process. The transcript has 18 exons. Gene Ontology annotation, molecular function: carbohydrate binding; alpha-1,4-glucosidase activity. Lineage: Eukaryota; Metazoa; Arthropoda; Merostomata; Xiphosura; Limulidae. Bases 346 to 3375 code for a protein of 1009 amino acids. The record is from RefSeq and is a predicted model, not a curated record.
AUACUCAAGAGGGCGCGUGAAAUCCUAACUUAUGGAGGCGUAGUUGUUAUCGUCAGACUUUGAUAUUAUUUGUUAACUAUAGUAUAAAGAAAGUGACUUGUUACCGAGUUUGUAUAUUCUAGUGUGCUGUAAUGUAGUUUGAUUUUGAAUUAAUGGCUCAAUACUAGUUAGAAAUAUAUAACCAUGACAUGUUAACGAAGCUUGCCAUUUCUCGGUGAAUUAAGUUGUAUAAUAUUAAUACUAAUAGUCAGUAAUAGAUAUGUUAUGUACUUUUGUUAUUGAUUUAUGGUUUGUCUGGGUACUUGAAGUUGAACUCGGUUGAAAUUUGAACCUUUAACUAAAUAAAUGGCUUCGAAAUUUUCAUCAGAUAAACUCCCAUUAAUAGGAGAGGAGCUUGUUGGUUUCAGUAAAGAAUAUUUCCCAGCGACUCAGACAUUUCAAACUCGAAGCUCGUCAAAAAAGCUCAAAAUAUGCGUUCUCAUUAUUUUUUUGAUGCUGAUGCCCUUGGUAUAUUUCAUACUAAUGGGUAUGGAUGAUUUCAAUUUUCAAUCUAGACUUGCAGAAAAGCCUGUAACAUUUGUUAUUGUUGAAGGCCUAGAAGAGAAAUAUGCACAGAUUGAUAGCUCUUACACUAGCUUAUUUUUAAAUAAAAUUCAGACAAUUUUUUUUACAGUUAAAAACUUCACCCACGUUUUUUUGUUUGUUUUGGGUAACACUAGUGAAAAUUAUUUCAAAGAGCAGGAAGAAAACUAUGUAUCAGUGAUUGAGGUGGCUCCUCAUCUUUCAAACGAGCCUCAGUGUACAAGUAUUUCUAACUUGGAAAAAUUUGACUGUUACCCUGAUCCUGGAGUUAGUGAAUCUUCCUGUGUUGCUCGUGGCUGCUGUUGGAAACCCAUUGAAAAUCAUUCUUUAUCAGGUAAAAAUGUUCCACUGAAUACUCCAUAUUGCUAUUACCCUGCAAACUAUAAAGGAUAUUGUGUUCAAUCAUCUGGAGAAACCCCAACCCGGACACAGGCACGCUUUAAAAGAAACACUCCCUCAGGGUUUCCUAAUGAUGUAAAAGAAAUUGAAGUAGAUGUCAUAAGUUAUGAUGACCAGAGAUUACGAAUUAAGGUUACUGAUCCAUCCAGAAAACGGUUUGUGGUUCCAAUCCCUGAGAUUCCUAAUAAAGAAGAAGGCUUUUCCCCUGAUUACCAGGUCCACCUUAACACAACCACAGGUGAACUAAAAGUGACAAGGAAGCAGAAAGGGACUGUCAUAUUUGAUACAGACAUAUCAAGGCUGGUGUUUGCUGACCAAUUUAUUGAGUUAUCUACAAGAUUGGCAUCACAUUUCAUCUAUGGAAUUGGAGAACAGAAAGACCAUUUUCUUAGGCCAACUAACUGGACUCGUUACACGUUAUUCAAUCGUGAUCAAGCUCCUGUGGAACACAUGAAUUUGUAUGGAAGUCAUCCAUUUUAUUUAGUAAUGGAAGAAGAUGGUAAUAGUCAUGGUGUGUUUCUCUUUAAUAGCAAUGCAAUGGAUGUAAUUCUACAGCCAACUCCAGCACUGACUUUCCGCACAAUCGGAGGAAUUUUGGACCUUUUUAUUUUUUCUGGCCCAACUCCUGCUGAUGUAAUAAAACAAUAUGUCAAUCUGAUUGGCCGGCCAAUUAUGCCUCCUUAUUGGAGUUUGGGGUUUCAUUUAUGUCGUUAUGGUUACAAGUCUGUGAACGUUACACGAGCAACAUGGGAAAGAACACGCAAAGCUAAAAUUCCUUUUGAUGUCCAGUGGAAUGACAUAGACUACAUGGAACGAAACAAUGACUUUACUUAUAAUCAACAAGCAUUCAAGGAACUUCCUGCUUUUGUGAAUGAAAUACACAAUGCUGGAAUGCAUUAUGUUGUCAUGUUUGAUCCAGGCAUAAGUAGUGGAGAGGAGCCAGGGACUUACCCUCCUUAUGAUCAAGGUCUUCAGAUGGAUAUUUUUGUUAAGAACAGUACUGGCCAGAUAUUUGAGGGAAAAGUAUGGAACUACAAGUUAGCUGUAUUUCCAGACUUCACAGACCUCAGAACUGUGGACUAUUGGACUGAUCAGUUCCAGAAUUUCCAUAAGGAAAUCAACUUUGAUGGAGCAUGGAUUGACAUGAAUGAACCUUCAAACUUCUACAAUGGACAAAAAGAUGGUUGUCCUAAAGAUUCUCCAUUAGAACACCCUCCUUAUAUACCAGGAAAUGACCCUUUGUGUACGAAGACCUUUUGUAUGACUGUACAACACAACCUUUCUGUGCAUUAUAAUGUUCAUAAUCUGUAUGGGUUCUUUGAGACUAUAGCAACAAAUAUUGCAUUAGUUAGAACUCGUGAGCAAAAGAGACCAUUUAUCAUCUCACGAUCCACAUUUCCUGGUCAAGGCUAUUUUGGAGGUCACUGGGAUGGGGACAUUUUUUCAUCUUGGGAUCAUAUGAGAUGGACAAUACCUUCUAUCCUGAAUUUCAACAUGUUUGGUAUUCCGAUGGUUGGAAGUGACAUAUGUGGGUUUAAUGGAAACACAACAGAGGAACUCUGUGCCAGAUGGUCAGCUCUCGGAGCUUUUUAUCCUUUCUCACGUAACCACAACAGUGAUGAACAGAUAGAGCAAGACCCAGUAGCAUUAGGACCUCUAGUUGUGACAGCAGCUCGAAAUGCCCUUACAAUGCGUUAUUAUCUUUUACCAUUCCUCUACACACUCUUUUUUAGAAGCCACACUGCUGCUGAGACAGUUGUUCGACCUCUUUUCUUUGAGUAUCCAGAGGACAAGAAUACCUACACAGUGGAGACACAGUUUUUCUGGGGUUCUGCACUUAUGGUCAUUCCUGCUCUAUAUGAAAAAGUGAGUACAGUAACUGCCUACUUCCCAGCUGACACAUGGUAUGAUUUCUAUACAGGAACUUCUCGCCUAAGUACUGGACAGAACUUCACACUUGAUGCUCCUAUGGACAAGAUUAAUUUAGCGGUUCGUGGUGGUGUCAUUAUCCCUUCACAAGAACCUAAUGACACUACUACAGCUAGCCGCAAGAAUCCGUUCCAUUUACUGGUGGCUUUAGACAAAAAUGGUCGUGCAUGUGGGGAGUUGUACUGGGAUGACGGUGAUAGCUUAGAUACAUAUUCCAGAGGAGAGUAUAACCUGAUUGUAUUUGAAGCUGAAAAGAAUAGAGUGACUAGUCAGUUUCGACGCAGUGGUUAUGAAACAGCCAUGCCACUUAGACGUGUCAGAGUGUUUGGUGUUAGUUUUAGACCAACAUCUGUUCAUGUUAAUGGGGUUGCAGUACAUUUCCAGUACUUGGAUAUCACAAAGGUUCUGGAGAUUGAAGUUCUAAAAGUCUCUCUGUUGAAUCCUCUGGAUAUCAGUUGGAAGUAACUAGAACAACAGUUACCAUUUGUAAACAAAUCCUUUAAUAUAAUUUAGUAUUUUACUUAUAAUCAAGGUGUAAUUUAAACAAUAUAGCACAUUGUUUAAAUGACUAAAUACAAAUUUUUAUUUGGUAAUAUUUACAAUAUGUACUUUUAAUUUUUUAAAUUCAUGUUUAGUUGUCUUUUGAAUAUAAGGUCAGAAGGAAAAGGAUCUUACACUGCAUGCCACAUAUUUGAUUACAAGUAUGUGAAUUUGUGAAACAUUUCACUUGAAACAAAUAUCUCAAAAUGCUAAUUUUUAGACUUAAUUUGUUUAAAAUAUAUGCUGGUUUUAAGUCUCACAAUCUUUUUUAAAGGGUAUAUUAAAUAAGAUAUAUUUGUCAUUCUGUUCAGAAGUGAAUAUCAGUGUAUACCUGGUAUGUGUGUACAGAGGAAUUUAUAUCGAAAUCAUGGUAAUUAACCUCUGACAUGCUUCAGGUUCAGAAACUGUAUGAAAGGUAUGUUAUUUUAUAGAGGUUGUAUGCCAUUCUAUAUAAAGUGUAUGGCAUUUCAUCUGGACUGCUAAGGAAGUUUAUUAUUUUGGUCCUGAUAGAAAACUUUUGAUGUUUUUCUUAACUGUCUCCAUGAUUCCUAAAAGCUCAUUAUAUUACAAUAAUAUUUUAUUGUUCAAGACCUCUCAACAACUUGAUUUUAGGAUUUUAGUUGGGACAUGUUUUGUAUUUGUUAGUUACAUUCUGUUAUAUAUAUUUAUCCCAGUGUUUUUUUAUAUAUAUGAAUUUAUCUUUUUUUGGUAGACUACUACAUGAUUGAUGUGUAGUGUAUUUUCAGAGCAUGUGUUAACAUCAGUGUGAUUGUAGUGUAAUUUGAUUACAUUAGUAAUAUAAUUUUCAGGACAUUUGGUUUAACUUUAGUUUGUUAGAGGGCUGGUAUUAUAUCCAGCAUUGUUGGAGCACAAGUAUUAAAUCUCCAAUAACUGUAUGUAUUGGUGCAAUAUUAUAUGUGUUAAUCUCUACCUAAUUUUCAGGGCAAAUGUUACAACUUUUAUUUGCAGUAUUUGUGUUGUACCUUCUGCAUGAUAUAAGUACAUGUUAUAUCACCAAUUUGGUUGCAUUAUAGUAGUUAUUUCAUGCUUGCAAUAAAUCUUUGAUAUAAUUAAA